CUGCAGUCUCAGAUCCGGUCUCAGUCAAAGUUCUCAUCUUCUCUCAUCUUCUCUCUUAGUUCCGAUGAGCCCAGGAGUGUUAGCCAUGAUCAAAUCUUGGUUCCGAAGGGAAUUCCUCACUCCCAGGCGUCUUUUUUUCAAUGUCCUUUUCUACGGCACUCAAUUGGCUAUAUUUGCUGUGGGCUGGUACCUGCAGGAAACUGACAAACGGUUGGCUGCGCUUAACCAACUAACCUACUCAGUUUGGGUUUCUCGGGGUGCAGGGUUGACUCUUGCCUUCGAUGCCGGCCUUCUGCUCAUACCGAUGCUGCGCAAUGUCAUCCGCGUCGUCCGCCCCAAGCUCAGAUGGCUAUUGCCUAUAGAUGAAAAUAUCUGGUUUCAUCGCCAGGUCGCCUAUUCCUUAGCAUUCUGGGCAAUGGUGCAUACUACCGCACACUAUGUCAACUUCUUCAACGUCGAGCGAACGCAGGUUCGUCGCCUGUCUGCCCUAGAUAUCCACUACACCCAAGCGGGUGGUAUCACUGGCCAUUUCAUGCUGUUCAUCAUGCUGUUGAUGUACACCACUGCUCACCACAAAAUUCGCCACCAGUGCUUCGAAGCCUUCUGGUACACUCAUCAUCUGGCAUUCUUCUUUUUCCUUGCGCUUUACUCACACGCAACUGGGUGCUUUGUCCGCGAUUCUGUGCAACCGGACUACAUCAAGUCUUUUCCUUUUUACUCAACUCAGCACUGCCUUGGCUAUGAGAGCUGGAGGUUCAUUAUUUGGCCUGGAAUCGCAUACUUUGUUGAGAGGAUAUAUCGCGAGUAUCGUGCCAGGAGAGAAACAACACUAUCUAAGGUGCUCGUGCACCCGAGCGGCGCCAUGGAACUACGGAUAAUCAAGCCUGACUUCAAGUACACUGCCGGCCAGUGGCUUUUCCUCCAAGUCCCCGAAUUAUCUAGAUGGCAAUGGCACCCUUUCACCAUAACCUCCGCGCCUGAAGACCCAUACGUAUCUGUUCAUAUUCGUCAAGUAGGUGACUGGACUCAGGCCCUCGGCGAGCGCCUUGGAUGUGGUCCGCCAGUUGUUGCUGCAAUGACAAAGGUAGCUAUGGACGGAGUCGAGAAAGAGGACGGGUUCACAGGAACUCGCCGCGACUUCGUUGAGUUAGACACAGACUCUGUCACUCGUCCUUCGCCUCGUGUCCGUAUUGACGGCCCAUAUGGUGCGCCUGCAGAGGACGUAUUUGAUAACGAAGUGGCCAUUCUGAUUGGUGCGGGAAUUGGAGUCACGCCGUUUGCCUCGAUUCUUAGACACAUUUGGUAUCGGCAACAGAGGGGGAGCGUGGGCUCACUUCGCAAGGUGGAAUUUUUCUGGGUUUGCCGCGACGCACCUUCGUUUGGAUGGUUCCAAUCCCUUCUUCACGAAAUCGAACUCUCUCAGUCCGACCCAAAUUUCCUCCGCAUCAACAUCUACUUGACACAAAAGGUCAAAGAGAAUAUGUUCUGGAACAUAGUAGUUAAUGAUCCUGGUGCGGAGUACGACCCUCUCACCUUGCUUCAUACUCGCACUAUGUUUGGACGUCCCGACUGGAAGCGCAUUUAUCGUCGCAUGCAAGAAGCCAUCGAAUUCGGGCAGUAUCUUCCUGGUCGCGAAGCUCAAUUAAGGACUAGAGUCGGUACAUACUUCUGUGGACCCAGCGCUCUCGCCGCAGCCAUCAAGGAGGCUACCCAGCAACGCACCACUCAGAGUGUUGCAUUUUCCUUUUCAAAGGAGCAUUUCUGAUUCACAAUCUGAAUCUGUGUAAUGUUACUGUUAAUUACGGUCGUCAAAUGUAUCUCUAUACGCUGCAGCUUAAGCUGCCUGAUGUAUUGAUAAUGUCCUUCAACGUCU
Messenger RNA from Pisolithus orientalis, 1873 nucleotides. Its product is annotated as ferric reductase NAD binding domain-containing protein. NCBI's taxonomy places the organism in Eukaryota, Fungi, Basidiomycota, Agaricomycetes, Boletales, Pisolithaceae. The transcript has 8 exons. Gene Ontology annotation, cellular component: NADPH oxidase complex; plasma membrane. Bases 65 to 1765 code for a protein of 566 amino acids. Gene Ontology annotation, molecular function: superoxide-generating NAD(P)H oxidase activity. The record is from RefSeq and is a predicted model, not a curated record. Gene Ontology annotation, biological process: defense response; superoxide anion generation.